GGAUCAUUGUCCUCUAGAGUAGUACAACAAUAUACUGUAGACGCCAAUUCUACAGUAUUCUACAGUAUUCUACAGUAUUCUACAGUAUUCUACAGUCAAGGGAUACUAUUGACGCCAAUUCCACUACUGGAUUAAGAUUAUCAAGAACGACACCAAUUUCAAAAUUAGAGAGAUAAUCCAGUAGUAGAAUAGCAGCCACACCGACAUCAACAUCAUGACACGACAUACUCGUCGGCAACUCCGUUCCACUCCUGCAGGCCCUUUUCUCCGGCUUGUGGUUAAGUGGGCAAUGUCGACAAUGUCGAUGAUGACACUUCUUGUGGCCGCUUCUCCAAUGAUGAAGGGCGAUUUCGUCACGUUGACGUCCAGUUUCGUGAAGCCAUUGGCGCAUAACAUGGACACCUUCCAGUACACCCAAGUCGGCCUCUGCGACUCGAAAGUCCGAAUGGAUUACAUGUUAGCAUUGAACGUCACAAGCAAGAUCGUCUGCGAACAACGAUUGAGCGAUGAUCAGGUACUACAUGCCUUGUACUACGUAAUUAGCGUUAGGGUACAUGAAUGAGAUAGGUACAUGAAUGAAAAGCGCGGCUAGGUUGUGGCUCUUGAGGUUCUCUACUAGAUCCAAUGGUGAUGGAUGCGGAUAAUGCGCACGUGUAAGCCGAUAGAAAAUCCAUGUGAUCAUGAAGCCCGUCACCAACCAAAACGGAAAAAUCUAAUUAUUAGCAUAGGCUUUUUCAAACAAUCUUAAUCUCCUCGCAACAGGUGAAAGCUUUGGAACUGUUAAUCGAAUACGAGUACUAUGUGCGGUAUCAGAAUGCCAACUACACGCGACAACACCUGGACUUUUUUCUGGGUGUGAAGUUGGACAACAUGGCUCAUUUCUCGCAAUUCAUGCAACAACAUCACUCUGACGGAGAUGCUAUGUUACGGCGGUUGUUGUUGAUAGUGACGAUCAGGCAGGUGACCUUCACUCGAUCGCGAAGAUGAUGAAAAAAUUAUAUAAUGAGGCUGAAAUAAAUAUACGGUACCAUCACGACAACUUCUACGUACAGAAUUGUACUUACAGUUAUAGUUUUCACUCUUGCUCCACUUCCAGCAGCACAUCGCAGUACAUCGUAACUUAGUUCCUACGCUGCUCUAAUUCCUGCCAUCCCGCGAGACUUCCGUUACGGUGGGCGUGACCCGAGCAAACCGUCUUACUGGGUGUAUACGCACAAGGUCUUCGUCUUCUACUUUGACCCAGAUACUCGUGAAAUCCUGGAUUCCAUGAUCGAGGUCUCAGACUUGAGGCUCGUAUCCAAGAUGUCGGAUUUGGUACCACAUACAAUUGAGACUCGUAUCAAAGAUGUCGGAUCUGGCACAUUUAGAACACAAGCAUUUUGAGUUGAAGAUUCAAGGUUUCUUUAUCCUCUGGACACACUGUUGGAACUGUUUCAUCCCGCCGGUAGGCUUGAAGGACUACUUGGGAUGUGAAGGAAUGAAUGAAUGAGUCUGAAUGACACUUAGAUACUGUUCAAAGAAUUUGACCUCCAUCUACUUCCGGUAUCUCUUUAGUCUUUCCGCCAUACGACUUACUGGCUACCACGGAAGAGCUCGGAGUUUCACCACGCCGCAGCCCCACCUGCAGGAAUGGAAGCUGAGUUCGAUGUUCAUCCUUACUUCCUUGUCGCUCCCGUCAUCUUCACUCUCGCGAUUUUUCUUCUCUUAAGGCUACGCUAAUGGGAGUGGUAGUGGAGCUAGGUGCGUAGUAAUAUUAAAUCGAAGAUGCACGACCUGCACUUAGACCUAUACCUGUAUAGUAUGUAUUUUGAAGUAACAUAUUGGAGUGCUACUAGCAUCAGCAUGCGCCGCAUGGACCCAACGCCAACUAAAUUUAGAUUUAUAUAUAAUAUCACCAUUCACACUCUCUAAUCCUUGUCGCGCGAGCUGGCGGUAUGGGGGCUUCUGGGAAAGCAGCUGGCGUAUUCGCUGAUGUCGAGGAAGAUGGGGAGAACGUCUUGCACGAAGUAGAAGUCGAGGGCAUGCUAUUUGGCGGCGAUUCGUUGACACCCAAGUUAAGGAUUGCAAAAUGAGUUGGCCUAAUUUGUAUUUUAGGAGGAUCAUGUCUACGACGAUGACGCUCACUUUCUCAGGCAGUACUGCGAAUGCCAUAGAUCGCGAUAUACACGAACGAGACCACGAACGUGAUCCCUACGUUCUCGUAAAUCCUAAGAUGCAUACUAAACCAAGUACAUAGAAAUUUCUAACGAAAGGGUUUCCUUUGGCAGACGCCCAUCAUGUUGGGUGCAUGCGUUUGAUUCAGAGGAAGAUCUUCCAAAUGGCACGCCGUGAUCCAUUAGCGGAUGAUCCAGUAGUCAAGGGCAUGCAGCAGGUCGUGACAGUAAAAGGAGUACCACAGAAACCAAGUGUGUCUAGUACUGCCAGUUUCCUCCGUAUUGCUUCGGAAAUGCGCACAUUAGCGCUACUGGUCGGAAUCGAAACCAUCGUCUUGGCCACUGCUUUCGUGUCCGUUUCGACGGUCGGCUUACCGUGGGAAGGCAAGGACUCAUUGCAAAAUGGAUUUUUAUUGUCGGUCGCCUUUUCAGGAGUCAUCAGCGGUUUGUUCUUCGCAUCCUCAGUGUGUGGAGAAGCGAUAGUGCUGAUGAAGCAGCGGACUGGGGGACUUUUUUAAGGUUACAGUUUGUAUAUGACCUCAUGUCGCUGUCACAAUGAAAAAAUCAAACCCACUUUCAAGAAACGACACUCAGGAACUACUAGAUUAAGGACGACAACGAGUAGGUUAGAGCAAGAGGGUCUGUGUUGUAGCUGGUAUGUAUGUAUGUAGCACGUUGCAGUUCACCAACAGGCACAUCUUUCUCACACUUACACUUAGACUUUGACUUACUAUAAGUAUUAUAUAUAAGAUGAUAGUUCAUCAUCAUCAUCAUCUAAUAUACGGAUAAAUCCUCUUCCGCGCCGAAGGGGAAUAUGCGCAACGAUUUCUUCGUGAUGAAGACGACUUCGAAUGGAGCUCUCUUACCGAGUGCUCUACCUGGAGGUGCUGGCUCAGCGACAACUGUGAAGAAACUUGGCUUUGCAAAAGCAAACCUUGGAGAGUCACCAUUUCAAGGUGGUGCAUCGUCAAAGAACACUCAUCUUCAUAAUUUUACUGGUGAAGGAAGAUUCUCUUUCCCAACUGAGGAGGAGGUAAGGAAGAAUUUCGACAGUGAUGAUGGUUGGACUGCUUCUUCUUCCUCUCUUGGAGGUCUUGCGCAUCUCACGCGUCCGUGUCUGGUCUUCCUCGUUUUCAAGACACUGCUAAACUUGAUCAGCUUCGGCAGUUUCUUAGACGGAAACGUUAAGGCGUCAACUUCUUGGAAAUCCAUUUGUUUUCGUUCCUCAGGAUGGUCUUCUUGGAUCGUGGAGUCAAGGUUUUCGGAGUACUUACUUGUGAAUUUAGAAGGAACUAGAGGAUCUGGACCAGGCAGAUGCUCCUUGCUAGAUAGAUUGAUUUUUUCUACUACGUUAUCGAGUUUUUGCUCUACGUUAACCUCUUCUAAAAACCGACGCUUCGCCAUGGUAGCAGGGAACACAUUUGGUCUCCUUCUUGGCCUUACGGUCGCAGUGAAAACCGAUCUUGGGGCUCUCGCAAUGAUGAUGUGUUUGCCUCUCACUUCAGGGUCGGAUUCACUGAGCAGACUGGGAGGAGGUGUGGGCAAGAACAAUAGCAGUACUGGUGCCACAACAUCGAGCAGUAGGCCUUAUUCUUCUUCUUCCCAUUUGACGAGUACGCCUUCUUUAAACAUUGCCGCACACGUGAUAUUUGGUGUUUUGCAUGGUGGGGGGAUAAUCGGAUACACGCUGGCACUCUAUAACGCAAUCGGCCGUCGCGAAGUGCUAUUGGCACUAACGCUUGGCCCCGACAGCGGCACAGCGAGAAUGAAUUUACAUUAUGAAUUUGGAUUCUCUUCUCAAAGUUGAAUCUUCAAAUCUUCUUGCCUUCCACCGAUUGCAUUGUUGUAGAAAUGCAUUGAGCUGGAAUUGGAAGAAAUGCUAAUGCGCGUGUACUUUACUAGUUAAAUCCACAUUAUGAUAACCGUUCUGUUUGAGUAUUUGCUCUUCACACCUCGAUCUAUUAGUUACAUCCUCUAAUUCCCAGAAUCCGUGGUGACCCUUCUCCUGUGGGCGUUGAUGGUGUCUCUGUAUGCCAGUUUGCUGUCUCUCGCAUCGGGUCUUUUCCCGAAGGGUCGUGUUUCCGCAACAUUGUGGCAUGCUGGAGGAAGCGGAUUCGCGGGUUGCGCGAUGCUUUACUACUUCUCGCACGCAGCGAGUAGCGAGGACGCGCUGUCAGUGUUGGCGCACUUUUUUAUGGCUCGUACCUACAUGUGAAAUACAGUAUCAGUGUGUAGUAAUGCGAAACGAACAUUUUAGUAGUGUUCAUUUUUUCAGAGAAGUUGCAAAUACUUAGACAUGCGGACGAGUUUCGCGAUACUUGCCCUGAGAUACAGGACUUCACUCUAUCAGUAUUGAUUUUGCUUAUCGAAAAAAUAAUUCCCAAAUGCUCCUAAAUGCUCUAACUCCCGGACAAACUUCGCACAUUUCUUGGUACUCUUCGCGAGUGUGUGCUUCUGCGUCACCUACGUGGGAUCGAGGCUCAUUCUCAAUGGCGUCAUUCGUCCAGUCGGCGGUUUGAAGAAGGCAUCGGCUGCAUGGUAAUUUCAUUUUGAAGAAUGAUGAAGGAGAAGGAGUAGAUUGUUGUAACAAGUUUUUAGAAUUCUCGAUUUCUUCUACUUAUACCAAGAAGUUUGAGCGAAGGGAAGAGUAGACACUACAGGACUUUGCUUGCAGGUGCUUGCGUACAGUACGCUGACUUUGAGUGGUAGUGAUAGGCAUAAAAUGCAAAUCGAAUGAAGUGAUGAAUCGUGGUUGUGCAACUCAAAAAUAAGAUGAUACUUUUUUAUGCAUAUGCGAAAUUUACCAAGUAUCGCAAUCUUGAGUAUAGUCAGCGUAGAGAAUGAUAGAUAUGAGAGAACUUUUUUUGAUGUCGAAAAUCUACCUGCUUUUAUGUAACACAAACAUUUGGAAAAGGAAAGCCUAGUCGUGGUCGCAAGCUACUACAGGAGCUAAGUCCUUAGUCACUGGGAUGUCCUUCUAAUUGUAUCAAUAUGUUGUCAUAUUCAAACACUCUAUCAUGUUGGAAUGUUAAAUAGUAUUAAUGCACUCUUCUGAUCUGUUUUUUUUUGGAAUUUGAGUAUUUCUGCGGUUGAUGGAAGUUGUGGGUGAGGAUAAUCUCAUAUUGAGGAUAUUUUAGUAAAUGUAAACCUUCUAAUUACUAUUUCCGAAAUGGUGUUGUAUUUCAGAAGAUAGCAGUUGUGAAAAUUAUGAAGAGACUUGCACAGAAAUGGUGAACAAGAUUUUUGGUCUUUCUACUGCGAUUACCCUUCUUUUAGUUUUAGAUAUGAUGGGAUAGGCAUAUGAUUAAGAACCAUCUAAGCAUUGGGAUCAGCAUCAGGAAAGCAGGAUGAUAGAUAGUAAGAACCUUUAUGGUUGGCAGUACCACGACCAGAUACAAAAGAUACUGUCCGCCAGAACAAAGGUGCUAUAGCAUAAUAGCAUUUGAGAUCGUGUUUUUUGGGAAUAUGUGAGGCAAACUCCAAUUCUUGUCCUUAUCAAUCUUGGUUUUUGAAAAGUCUUGAAAAUCAAAGGCACCUUUGGAGGAUGAGGUGAGCGAGAUGUUGAAGAUAACCGCGACAUCUUCACUUUCAUG
This is a messenger RNA of Amoebophrya sp. A25, 5746 nucleotides long. Lineage: Eukaryota; Dinophyceae; Syndiniales; Amoebophryaceae. The record is from the annotation of a GenBank genome assembly.